AUGGAUUUGGAUUCUGUGAAGGAGUUUAUACGAAGGGAAGUUCCGGAUUGGGACGAUGAAGUUGUGGCGAUGGCGAGGUUUAAGGCGUUUAGUGGGCAAAGAUCCGAUUGGGAACACAAAUUCCAGAUUUGGCGAGAUUUGAUUCUCAAGGUUUCGCGUCAUUUCGGAGUAUUCAUUAUUGAUCCUAUCCAGGUGAAGAACGUUUGGUUUGAGCGUGGAGGAAUGACGCCUUUAUGUAUUGAUCAUGUACUGUUAUUGAUGCAUAAUGAAGGUGAUGUUGUGAGGAUUAGCGAUCUUGAUGAUCGGGGUAGUGGCCGUUUAUCUCGAUUAUUGAGGACAGUGAAGAGUUUAAUGGUUCAGCAAGCGGUGAAACCGGGAGAGAUUCUGGAAGAAAAACUUGUUAUAGUCCCACUUUUGAAGGAGAAGGCUGCUGAUGUGGUGAAACUUUUGUCCGAGGGACACUGGACUUCAACCUGUGUUGUUACGCUGAAGAAGUUCCGGAAUUUGUGCAACAAUUCGAAUGAGGCAUCUGCUGUCUUGAGACACUUGUCAGGGUGUGGAAAAGCGCAUAAAAUCUCUAUCAAUCGGGGAGAACUGAUUGAGGGAGUUAAAGUGUCCUUUUCAGAAGCAGCACUUCCCAGUAUCUCAUCUUUAGACUGUGAUAUUCUGCACUUGCUUAGGACUACAGAAAAGCUACAGGAUCAACUUGAAGUGAUGGAUCAACGAUGUGAAACGUCAAAGAAAUCAGCGCUUGCAUCUCUAAAGUCUGGACACAAGAAAGUUGCUCUAAGGCAUGCAAGGGAAAUGAAGUUGGCGACUGAGAGCAGAGAAAAAUGCACAUCACUUCUGAAUAGAGUAGAGGAAGUUCUGAACACUAUAACGGAUUCUGAAUCAACUAAAAUGGUCUCCGAAGCAAUUAAAACUGGAGCUAGGGUUAUGGAGGACAUCACGAUCAGUGUAGAUGAUGUUCAUGACUGUUUGGAAGAAAUUGAGGAAACUAUUGAAUCACAGAAGCAAGUCGAAAAAGCUCUCGAAUCAGCUCCAUAUUCAGAUGUUGAUGAUGAAAAUAUCGAAGAAGAAUUCAUGAAAUUAGAGAUGGAGCUUGAAAGCGAAAGUUCGCACGUCAAACCAGCGACUUCGGAUACUGCAGAUUCACUGACUGAGAUGUUCUCAGAGCUUAAACUCGGCGAUACAAAACAAACAUUGGAAGAGCAAGCUACUGAGCCAGUUCGGAUGAAAGAUAGCGGGAAAAAGAUUCUUGAAGCAGCAUAG
Molecule: messenger RNA, 1272 nt
Organism: Arabis nemorensis
Lineage: Eukaryota; Viridiplantae; Streptophyta; Magnoliopsida; Brassicales; Brassicaceae
Source: the annotation of a GenBank genome assembly